Molecule: messenger RNA, 1167 nt
Organism: Nelumbo nucifera (sacred lotus)
Lineage: Eukaryota; Viridiplantae; Streptophyta; Magnoliopsida; Proteales; Nelumbonaceae
Product: DNA-directed RNA polymerase subunit beta
Cellular component (GO): chloroplast
Source: RefSeq, a predicted model, not a curated record
UUUUCAAAUAUCGUGACACUACUCCAGCAAACUCAUAAACCUCUCUCCCCCUGCUGCACUAUACCUCCUUCCUCGUCCAUGGCUUCACUGUACUCGCCAUCUUCCAUCCUUCAUCCGCCACUUCUCCCUUCAUCACAUCCUCGUCUCCAAUUUCGUCGUCGGAAUCAGUUAUCUCUCCCCUUCUCAUCUUCACAGAACUCGCUUCGUUCCUUCGGUGUCCCUCGUUCCUCCCCUGAGAUUCCAACUCCUUCAACCGAAGCCCCCAUCUCCAUCAUCACCUUCGAAGAUAUCGUGGAGAAGGACUGGUCGUUCCUCGAAACCGACGAGACGAACUCCGACGAACAACGUACUCGGAAGACUGACCGGAUAAUCUCCGCUGGACAAAUCAAUGGGGACUCUAGGGUUUUGGUUUCUAUCGCCACAGAAGAAUUUGUCGACCGCUUGGUCGAAUCAUCGCCGUCGUGCCGGCUUAUGCUUUUCGUCCACGACUCUCUAUUCGUUUUAGCCGGGAUUAAAGAGAAACACGACAGUGUCAAGUGUUGGCAAGGCGAAUUGAUCAAUGUGCCUGAGAAAUGGACGCCCUUUGAUGUAGUUUUCCUUUGCUACUUGCCUGCUUUGCCCUUUGAACUCGAUAAGAUUUUCGCUUCUCUGUCCCGACAUUGUUCACCAGGUGCAAGACUGGUAAUCAGCUACUCUCAAGGAAGGGAAGUUGUAGAGAAGCAAAGACAACAGUAUUCUGAUGUGGUGAUUUCUGACUUGCCUGAUAGACUUACUUUGGAGAAGGUUGCAGCCAAUCAUUCAUUUGAGAUAGCUGAAUUUGAAGACGAGCCUGGUUUCUACUUUGCUGUUUUGAAGUUUUGCAGAGAAGGCACCCCGGCAGAGUAAACUGUUGAGUUUGAGCUUCUGUUGUCACCAGGAGUUAAAAGAAACCAUGACAACUUCAUGUCCAAGAAUUGGAAAUGGGAUCAGUAACUGCCAUGGAUUCAUCUGAGUUUUGAAGUAUAUUUUGCAUAGACAACCUUUUGUAUUUUAGGGUGUUACCUGUUGCUAAUCAAUGCCUGUAUUUGUAAUUUUCAUCUCUGAUUAGAUGAUUUUAGGCCGGAAAAUUGUUUUUCUUUUGAACUGUGUUUUUCGUUUUCAAAUAAAAUGCAGUCCUUUUUUUGAUCA